GUCUGUUGUCACAUCUUCAGGCCCUCACUCGAGUGCAUUGAGUGCGUAUGCGUGCCUUGCCGGGGAACAUACAACUUGCUUAUAUUUACGCCACAUGAGAACGCCUGGAGCAUGUGACAACAACUUCUAAAUUCUGUGUGCCUGAGGCUCUUGUUCUUUACACAUUUCCCCGUCUGUUCUGCGCUUCCUCAAGGCAUCAGACUGAUGGCGUCCUUCUCUGGAGAUGCAGAUGGGAGCACUGAGGACGUUCCAGGACGUAAAAAGUCCAAGCUCAAGUCCCUGAAAACUCGCCUCUUCGGGAGGGGUAAGAGAGGAACUGCGAAGAAAAUACCCAAACUCAGCCAGUCGGAGAGUGACAUCACGCCAGGGAAGGAUCUCGGAUCGGAGGAAGAUUUGGUAUGUUCUCAGGGGAUGAUGUCAUCGCGGGCGCUUUCCCACGACAGCAUCUUUCUGGAUGAUGAGGUCCUGAAAGAAGCUGAACAAACCAGGGCCUCGUCCCAGGAGAAUGUUCAGGGCCGAAUCAAAGCUCUGCAGAUGAAGCUUCAGCAGCAGAAGAUGCAUUUGGGUCCGCCGCCUCUGGUUCUGCCAGUAAGACGACCAGAAGAUUCAGAAAUUCGCUCAGAUGACGACAAUCUCUCGAGCAGCCCCCCUGAGAUCUCAACUACAUCCCCCCAAUCUUCUCAACCACUCUCACCAAUUCCUAAACCUUCCCCGACCAAAUAUCUGCUCCCAACUUCUUCCCAUCCUUUGCCUGUGUCUGGUUCUUCCAACCCUUCGGCUGAUGAGUCCCCAUCAGACUUCAGCGCUCCAGCCCAGUUAACCCCCCGCCUGGACACCUCUGCUGCACGCCACCGAAUGUCUGUCAAACCCAGAAAGCAGCGGGCAGGCUCCAAGAAGAAAACUGGAGAUGCCGACACUGACUUUAGCUCAAAUGCAGACACCCUGAACAACAUCGACCACACGGACUCAGAUAGCGAUAAAGAGCAGCAGCCUUGUGCCCAGGAGGAAGUAACAUUGGAAACAACACAAGGAGAGACUAUCAGUCCGAUUACAUCCCAAGUUGUGCCUCCAAAAUUCCCAGAAGUGGCACCAAUCACAUCAGAGGUAGAAACCAAAUCGAUGAGCUUAACGUCUUCCCAACAGGACCAAACCCUCCCUGAGGCAGAACCCUCUGCACCCCCACAGGUACUUAGAGUUAAGAGUCACAGAACUGGGAAUGCACUGUCCAUUGAAAGGCCACACUCAUGCCUUUUACCAUCAGAGGUGAAGGACAGAAGAGAUGGAGGUUUUGAGAUUGAAGUAAUGUGCCAUGACAAGAGAAAUACAGGUACUGGCGCGUUCCCCUCUACCGCCGGCCAAGAGGUGGUGUCAAGAUCCUCUUCUGUUCACCAGCAGAAUGAAGGUGAGACAGAAAGCACACCGGCAAUAAAAAGACCAACCCAGGGAUCCGGGUCCUUCCAUUUUGCUCUCGGCACUGCCAAAAACAGAGAUGGAGAAAGACCCCGAUCGGGCAGUUUUGCGGGAGUGCUUGAAAAGACCGAGGGCAGGCACAGAUAUGAAAAGAAACCCAUUGCAGGUGUGAAGGAAAGGGAGGAACUUAGAGAUAUACAGGCAAGAGGGAUGAACUCUGCUAUGGGAAGACUGAGACAGGACGGAGCUCCGCAGAAAAGUUCAAGUCUUCCAUGGGACAGGAAGGAGAGUCUCAAAAAGGUGGAAUUGGUGCCGCCAUCUACGAGUUCAGCCGCAGACACCGCCGCCGUCAAGGGGGAGGACGCGAAAGAGGAAGUAGAGAAGCAGGAGUUCCAGGAGGACGAAGGAAAGACGGCAUUUGGCGUCAAGCUGCGCACCACGUCUCAGCUGGGGAGACUCCGGUCUGAAUCGUCUUCUGACAAAAUGUCAAAGGCGCCGGUGUGCGAGGAGCAAUGCAACAAACAAAAAGUACUGGAGAUGAGCAAUAACACCACCAACAAGUCGAUAAAAAUGUCAACGGACAUCUCUACUACCCCAGUCAUCUCUGGAGACCUACGACUGGCAGGUCCGACCCCAUCUGGUCUCUCCUCCCCAGUUAAAAAAACCCCUCCACCGUACGACCAUCCUCACAUAACGUCAACAGAAGUUCACACCGCCUCCACCAAAGUGGAAACCUCAAGUAUCAUCCCCAAAAAAGUUGAAACUGUCCCUCCAGCGCCUCAGGAGCCCCCGCCGACCCCACAGUCAACCUCGUCUGAGGUGUCCUGGAUGACUCUGGCUAUGGCGAAGACCAAAAGUAUCCAGCAGCUUUUUAAUAGAUUUCCAAGGGAUUUCACAGGCGCAGCGACUCAACCACAAGCACAACCACAAGCGCAGCCAACGUCUCCAGCGCCGACUCCGGCUGCGGUGCCGAUACAGACACAGACUGUGAAAAUGCAACAGAGCACAACACCACCGGAGGCAGCAAAACAGCCGUCAAUUGAUGCAAUCGGGGCAGAGGCGGCGCAAAGUGAAGCACAUGUUGUCAAACCGUCACUGGUGGCCACACAGCAGAAGACCUCCAUGGCGUCUCCUGUUAAAUUGGCCGCUUCUAGAGAACCACAAGCAUCCAAACAAACCAGUCAACAACCCCAGACACACAGGAGUACAACUCCGUCUGCAGCUGUGAAGAUAAACACACAGACGACCCAAUCACCCCUGCACUCUGCUACAAAAACCCAGACCACAUCUCAGUUUGCAGCACAAGGGAGCACCACACAGUCUCUUGCACAAUUCUACCUUAACUCGGGCCAGCAGCAACAGCAGCAGCCCCCCUGGAGCAACCAGCUCAACUCCGCGUCUCCAGCUCUAACAUUGGUUUCCACACCCUGUCCAGCAACAUCUCCUCCAGAUUCUGCAUCGGGAGGAGGAGAAAGAGAAACUGCCGUGCAGGACAAAGAGGUCGCACCCCUGUCAGUAAGCGAGAGGGCUGCUUUUUUGGAGAAACGGGCGGAGCGGAUAACCUCACCAUCAACCAAGGGGGUUGAGUUGAGGAAAAGUCAAACAGAGCCGACCUCAGGUGAAGCACCAGCUUCAGCCAAACCGGCACCUCUGAUCAAAGACGUUAAAGCGGAGGGGAAACAAUGGGUCAAACCAGCAGAGUUGAGUCCCACCAAAAUUCCAGACAAACCUUGUGAUGAGAAAUGGCUGCGGAAGAAUGUGUUGUCAUCUCCGGCGCGCUCAAUGUCACCGACGCUGCCAUCAUCAUUACAGUCCGUAUCUGACAGCCGACAGCCGUCCUGGAUGGAACUGGCAAAGAGAAAGUCAAUGGCCUGGAGUGACAAAUCCAUGGAUUGAGAGGAGGAACAGACAGUUAUACAAAAUGCCCUUCAGACAAAAAGUAAUGUUAAAUUUUAGUUGAGUUCAGCAGAAUUGUGUUGAUUCAACUUUCUAAGUUUGCCUACUGAAUCUUAUUUAAUUUUAAAGUGUUAAUAUAAUAUUCAGAGAGAAAGUGUAUAUUGAAAAAGUUAAUUAUAGUCAGUCUGAACCAUAAAUACUAUCAAUGGUAUUUCUGAAUAAAGUUUUAUGUGAUUCAGCAUGUCACUGCUGUUAAUAGUGACAUUAAAUAAAAACAAUUUAAGGUAA
Molecule: messenger RNA, 3594 nt
Organism: Labrus mixtus (cuckoo wrasse)
Lineage: Eukaryota; Metazoa; Chordata; Actinopteri; Labriformes; Labridae
Gene: cracdla
Product: cracd like a
Exons: 9
Coding region: 205-3306 (1033 amino acids)
Source: RefSeq, a predicted model, not a curated record